Messenger RNA from Rhea pennata, 374 nucleotides. RefSeq names its product protein S100-A4-like. The transcript is spliced from 2 exons. Lineage: Eukaryota; Metazoa; Chordata; Aves; Rheiformes; Rheidae. Gene Ontology annotation, molecular function: calcium-dependent protein binding; calcium ion binding; transition metal ion binding. The record is from RefSeq and is a predicted model, not a curated record. Bases 69 to 374 code for a protein of 101 amino acids.
CGCGAGCCUGCCCCUCCGCGCGGCUCUGCUUCCCGGCGCAGCGCGGCUCUGCCCGGCAGGAGCUGGCGAUGGCGACGUCCCUGGAGCAGGCGCUGACCGCCAUGGUCUGCACCUUCCACAAGUACUCCGGCCGGGAAGGGGACAAGUACAAGCUGAGCAAGGCCGAGCUCAAGGAGCUGCUGAACAAGGAGCUGCCCGUCUUCGGGAGCAAGCAAAUGGACGAGGGAGAGUUCAGGAGGAUCAUGAACGACCUGGACCACAACAAGGACAGCGAGGUGGACUUCCAGGAGUUCGCCUGCUUCAUGGCCUGCAUCGCCAUGGGCUUCAACGAGUUCUUCAAGGACUGCCCCUCCAAGCAGCCCCGCAAGAAGUGA